AUGGAAGUGGACGUGUAUUCACUGUCUGAAGGCUCUCGUCUACCGCUAAUUGACGAAACAUCGGCUUUAGGAACAACAGCACCAAAAGACAGAUUGAUAUCCGUAUUAGACCAAGUGGAAAUGAGAGUGGAGCGACUCAGACGAGACACUGUGCGUAUUGAAGAGGAAAAAGACUCUUUACUGUCUACUCUAGACAGUGUCAAACAUUCAGAACUGCUCGGUGACAUAUCUGAAUGUGAUAAGGAAGAUAUAAUGCGUUAUGCCGACCGUAUCCUGGCUCGAGCUCUCACCGUGGAGGUGGCUGUGAGGACAGACAGGGACCCACAGCAGGAGGAAGCAUUGUCACAGGUGAACAUGUUCAUAGACCAGCUAGUGAUGUCCGUGCACGAGGACGCGGUGGUCGCGCACGCACGCUGUCAGACGUACAUGAACGCGUGCACAUCAGCGCCCGACCACAGCGCCACCGAUAGAAACUUCGAGACAGCGAUCCUGGGAUGCACGCUCGACGACCAGAAGCGAGUCAAGAAACGCCUCCAGGGUCUGCUCGAUUACUUCGCUAAAUUGAACGUCAUCACGUACUCCUGA
Danaus chrysippus (African queen) is the source of this 585-nucleotide messenger RNA. NCBI's taxonomy places the organism in Eukaryota, Metazoa, Arthropoda, Insecta, Lepidoptera, Nymphalidae. The record is from the annotation of a GenBank genome assembly.